Messenger RNA from Paramuricea clavata, 1885 nucleotides. NCBI's taxonomy places the organism in Eukaryota, Metazoa, Cnidaria, Anthozoa, Malacalcyonacea, Plexauridae. The record is from the annotation of a GenBank genome assembly.
AUGUUGCUACAAGGAGGAAAGCAGGGGCAAAACAAGCAGCCAUUACAAGACGUCAGAAGAAAACCAGCUCUGCGAUCAACAACGAGUAGUCCAAAGGUGAGAUAAACUAAAAAUUGCCAAUGUACAGUACUUUAUUUUUGUGUUCUAACCGUGACAUUACUAGAUUGUGUUUUAGUUCAUCGACUUGCUUGUCUUAGCUAUAAAUGCUUAGGGUGGCAAUAAAUGAUCAUGUUUGUUCCUAAAAAGGAUUUCUUCAUGGUUUUAUAGAUGUGUUGUGUUUGUCGGCAAGGCGAGUUUGGCAAGAUGAUUGGCUGUGACAACCCUAUCUGCACAGUGAAAUGGUUUCACAUGGAGUGUGUUGGACUAUCUUCUGCUCCAGAUGGUGACUGGAUUUGUACGAUUUGCAAAGGUGCGCGCAAACACCUUUUAUCAACGAUUUUGGUCAUUUUCUCGAAUUUAAUACUAUUAACCCCAAUAACCAUUAACGUGCAGGACUGUUCCCUUUUAUUAUUAAAAUGGUCUGACGUUAGACACAGUAAAAUGAUUAAGUAGGACGCAUGCUGGUUACACGCCGCAUUGCAUGUUGAAGGGUUAAAAUUGUUUUUAGAUGCUACUUUUGGGAAAUGGUUGCAUUGUCUACAUAAGCACUAAUCACGUAACUUUUUUUACUGUUGUUUCUUUAGGUGUUGACAUGUUUUGUUUAUGUGGGCAAGGCGAGUAUGGGGACAUGAUCGCCUGUGACAACCCCACUUGUCCAGUCGAGUGGUUCCAUAUGGGUUGUGUUGGAUUAUCGUCUAUACCAGAUGGUGAUUGGAUAUGCACUUUCUGUAAGGGUAUGUAAGCAAUAUCCACUGUUUAUCGUUUCUAAGUCCGAUCCACUGCUUAUCGUUUCUGACUCCGAUUUAGCCUUCUAACUAAUUUGAUAGCUGACAUGGCUGAUAUUAAACAAUGGUGUAUCUGUGGAAUCUUUAAAAAUGUGGUAUCUAAAGCUGAUUUAACCCACAAAACAUUGUAAGUAUCAUACACAUAUUAUGGUUGUUAUAUUAUGAGAAACAAUAUAUAAAAAUAUAUCGAAUCCCGCUACACAGUUCACUUCCGUCCACUACGUAUUUCCGCUAUUAGAACACAACAAUGGUAAAAGAAUUUCCUAAGGAAAUUUGCACUGAAUAUUUAAUUUUUAAUAAAUAUCUUACAAUGUAAUGUCUUAUUAAAAUUAUUUGAGUAUAAUUUAUAAAAAAAGCCAGGAAACAUUGUUUCCUGCCAGAGUGAGCAAACACUAGGAAACAUUAGUGAGAAACAUCAAAUUUUUCUGAAUUUGCUAGGAAAUAUUUUUGCUUCUCGGGAAGCAUCGAUAAUCACAAAUGUUUCCGCAACAAUGUUACCUAGGUUUAGGCCAUGGCUUAGGGCCUGUUCAUAUGAUCCCGCUUACCGGAAUGUCUCGAUUACUGAUGAUCUUGCUGCCUAGUUAUUUUCCUACAAAAUUUUGCAUUGUGUUCACAUGAGAUAUGAGAUAUACUAAAAUCGCUAAAUAUUUGUGUUGCUUGACUGAAAUGUAGAAGUUUUGCAUACGCUAAUCAUAGAACAACAUUGUAAUUUAAUCUCGGCAAGUGGGACCAUAUGAACAGCCCCUUAAUACAUUGAAAUGUUCAGAAGUAACAGUCCAAACACCAUUGCUGUUCCAUCUGCCUGUAGGUGUUUGUUCUGCGCCAAUUCAAGUCUGUGGGACAUCUCCCCUAUAAACGCUCGCAGAGGCGAUGGCCAUCGGUUUCUCAGCCCCGUCAUGCUUUUGCACAAUGCAGCAGCCCAUGCGAAUGAAGGUCGUCCUGCCAGUCCUGUUCUAUCUCAUCCAGAUAUUGAACGUAUGAUGCCACAUCCAAGCAGCUGA